Messenger RNA from Rhipicephalus microplus (southern cattle tick), 536 nucleotides. RefSeq names its product Sec61 translocon subunit beta (gene Sec61beta). The record is from RefSeq and is a predicted model, not a curated record. NCBI's taxonomy places the organism in Eukaryota, Metazoa, Arthropoda, Arachnida, Ixodida, Ixodidae. Gene Ontology annotation, cellular component: Sec61 translocon complex. Gene Ontology annotation, biological process: intracellular protein transport.
CCAAGAGCUGGCCUAAGUGGUCCGUGGAGCAACGACGUGUUCGCUUCUGAAGUGACGUUGGCUGUCCCCUCUUCAUUCGCAGAGCUUUCAUUGCAGCUGUAACCAUGCCAGCAGCGCCAAGUGCAACGAAUGUUGGGGCAGGAGGCAGGUCACCGAAGACUAUGGCAGCGCCACGGUCCUCGGGAGGUUCUACCGUCAAGCAGAGGAAAACUACCUCAGCGAGCAGUGGCAGGACACGUACUCCAGGGGCAGCUGGUGGUGGAAUGUGGAAGUUCUACACAGACGACUCUCCAGGAAUCAAAGUGGGACCUGUGCCAGUGCUGGUGAUGAGCCUGCUGUUCAUUGCCUCUGUGUUCAUGCUUCACAUCUGGGGAAAGUACACAAGAUCUUGAACAAGCUGGCCGCAGCACACACGCCUGCAAUGUCACACCUCAGCUGCCCUCUUGGGACCACUGUCUCGACUGCUGCUCCUUCAUCACUUGGCUAAGACGGACUCUGUACAUUUGGUUCAAUACAUGUGUCAACACUUUGCCGCA